AUGAAUGCUACUAUUUUUCCUGACAACCAUUCUGGAUCACCAGAUUCGUUGGUUUUCGAUGAUUUUGAGAGAGAAAAUUCGCAAGCUUCUUCCUCUGUAACUAUAAGUGAAAGUGGCUUGAAUAGCGGUCCAUCGAAUAUCAAUGGAUUAUUAGGUGAUGAGAAAGCACUAAAUCGCAUAAAUUUAUGCCGUGAGCUAUGCGGUGACGGUGAAGGCUCAAAUGUUGAUGAAUUCACUUCUAAAAGUACAAAUUCCUUCUCUAUUCUUAACGUACCGUCGAAUACGCCAACCAAUUUUGCUCCGGAAAUGAACUCGGAAGAAGAGAUUUCUAAGAUCAACAAUGCACUGAAAAAUAUGGAUGGUAUUUCAGAUAAAGAAAUGGAAAAUAAGGUGGAAAAAGAGGGUGAGGUGAUUGAGGAUAAAAAAAGUUUUUUUGUAAAUAUGAAAAAGAUCAUUAAAAAGAUUUUAAAGGGAAAAUGCAAGAAAAGAUAG
This is a messenger RNA of Acaulospora morrowiae, 492 nucleotides long. The record is from the annotation of a GenBank genome assembly. Lineage: Eukaryota; Fungi; Glomeromycota; Glomeromycetes; Diversisporales; Acaulosporaceae.